This is a messenger RNA of Hemiscyllium ocellatum (epaulette shark), 1271 nucleotides long. It is a transcript of the gene ciao2b, whose product is annotated as cytosolic iron-sulfur assembly component 2B. NCBI's taxonomy places the organism in Eukaryota, Metazoa, Chordata, Chondrichthyes, Orectolobiformes, Hemiscylliidae. The transcript has 5 exons. The coding region runs from base 36 to 512 and encodes 158 amino acids. The record is from RefSeq and is a predicted model, not a curated record. Gene Ontology annotation, cellular component: cytosolic [4Fe-4S] assembly targeting complex. Gene Ontology annotation, biological process: iron-sulfur cluster assembly.
CCGGAGCCGGAAGUGCGUGCCUGAGGGGGGGUGUCAUGGCGGCCGGAGCGCGGCUGGAGAACGCGAACCCGCUGAUUUACGGCAGAAGCUCGGAGCGGCCUCUCACCGCCCGGGAGCAGGAGGAGGAGGCGGUGGACACCAUCGACAACCGCGAGAUCUUUGAUCUAAUCAGAUCGAUCAAUGACCCAGAGCACCCACUGAGUCUGGAGGAAUUGAAUGUUGUGGAACAGCUUCGAGUUAAUGUGGUUGACCAUGAGAACAGUGUAUCAGUGGCCUUCACACCUACCAUUCCUCACUGCAGUAUGGCUACACUGAUUGGCUUAUCCAUUAAAGUCAAGUUGCUGCGCUCGCUGCCUGCACGCUUCAAGGUGGAUGUCCACAUUACUCCAGGAACCCAUGCUUCUGAAAAUGCAGUGAACAAACAACUGGCUGAUAAGGAACGAGUGGCAGCUGCUCUGGAGAACUCUCACCUGCUGGAGGUUGUUAAUCAAUGUCUCUCAGAAAGGUUGUGACCAGACCACAGCGUGGCACCUGCCUGAAGAGCGACACAGCACAGCAGAAAAUAAUCACAGCAUUUCUGAGCCCUCUGUGUGUGUCUGAGGGUCUCUGCAAUGUUGGGGCUUUCCCCAAAGGGAAAUCUGAGAGGUCCCAGCACAUGUUAGAACUCCAAGACAGGAUUUCGUGUGUGUGAUAUCUGUAAGUCAAUCAGCAGUUGUACCCAUGUGUAAAUAGAGAAUGAUUUGUGUACAUUCUUAUGAGUUAAUGAUCUGUCGUUCAUCACCUACUGGGACUGUUUUGUGCCUGUCUGCAGAUCAGCUAUUGGGGGCAGAUGGGGGCUAGUCUCUCUGGCAAAGGAGUAGGUGAAGGAGGCAGUCACUAAAUCCUAGUGUGAGGGAAGAGAGAGGAGAUGUAAAGAUCCUGUCCUGAUGGCUCAACCUGUGCUCAGUAUGUUUCUGCAAUUGAAUGACUGUGAUCAGGGAAUAGGUGUAGAGGUUGGGUAAUUGGGGUCAGAGGUAUAUAGAUGGGAUGUUAGGGAGAUAGAAGUACAAACCUGCACCCAAAAUGUCUUUGCAUGUUUAUCAACGCUCACUCUCCAUUUUCUCUGACACACAUGGAUCCUCUCACUGUCAUAGGUGUGCUUAAUUCCUCACACAAACUCAGAGAGACCGCUGCAUUCAUCUGUUUGAGAUACCCCAUCUGACAAGUGGCAAUGUAAAACCAUGCCCUUAAAUAAUCUUGAGUGCACGUCUAAUAAAUCGCAGUUUACAAAA